AUGAAGCUGCGACGUCGAGGAGCUACUAGUGCUCAUGAUGAGAUGUGGAUCUACUCGGUGACCUUGGCGAAGCGAGCGAGCGCGCCGGAGACGGCCGCCCGAAUUGGAUGGGGCGUGGUCGCCGAUGGCCGACUACGCUGCUCGUCGUCGCUCGUUUUCACGCUUCAAUUUGUUGACAGAAAAUCGUCGUCGUGGCUACAGUAUACCGCAGUGCAGAAGGCCGUCCAAAAAAAAGGAGAAGAAGAAGCUGAAGAAGAUGAAGAAAGCGAAGGAGGAUGA
Molecule: messenger RNA, 279 nt
Organism: Caenorhabditis bovis
Lineage: Eukaryota; Metazoa; Nematoda; Chromadorea; Rhabditida; Rhabditidae
Source: the annotation of a GenBank genome assembly